AUGAACCAUCAAAACCCGUUCAUAUAUAACCCCAUAUCUUCUCAACAACAACAAACCCCGUUUCAGCCUUUCCAGCAACAGGGUGCCGAUACCUCCAAGAUAAAAAGAUCGAGAAAAUCACACAAGAAAUCUAGGUUAGGAUGUCUUCAAUGCAAAAAGAAGCGAAAGAAAUGUGAUGAGCAAUUGCCAGUUUGUGGUAAUUGCCAGUUGAGCUCACAUGUUCGAUGCAGUUAUUUAGAUUUGUCUGAUGCUGAGAAGCAAAAAAUUGCCGAUUCUCAUCAAAAAGUGGAUGAGCAGGCAUCAUAUCCAACUAAUGGUAGCGACAACGGUUCUAAUGCAAGUAUUGAUCAAUUCAAAUUCCAGCCCUCAAAUUCACAUCAAUGUGAAAUAUCUGCGCUGCCUUCCGGUCUUCAUUCGCAUAAUAAUAGUUCUGUGUCAAUAUCAUCACAGCUUUAUUCAACUCCGACAUUCCAGAAUUUAGACUCUUAUAUCAGCAACAAUAACUCAUUGUCGAACAGCUUCAAUUCAAGUUAUGAUUUUGAGGAAAAAACUUCACAAAGAAACUCCUGUACCAUUCAAAAUAAUCAAUUGCUAAGCCCCUCUAUGAAAGACACAGUUGAAUUUCCCUCUUCAUUUCAAUUUCCACUUCCUUUGAAUGAAAAAGCGAUACCUAAUACUGGAAAGCCAACAUUUAGUAACAGUUUUGAUGACUUAAACUUAUCUUUUCCAUUAAUCCCUUCCGAGGCAGCUAUAAAUUUCCCUGCUAAUUUUAGUCAUGCGUCACUGAGCUAUUUCGGUGAUUAUCAAUCAUCUAAACGUCAAAAACUCGAUCAGAAUAGCUUGGGGUCGACCAAUGAACAAGGAAUUAGACAAAUUAUUAAUGUUCCAUCAUUCGAAGUUACAGAUAAUACUGAAAUUCUUAACCCCCUACCCAACUCUCACAGAGUCAAUGAAUCAUUCAGAUUGUACGAUCAUAAAAAGGUAAGCUGCUCCAACAAGGAAUCUUUGGAAAAAGAUUUUAGACCUUUGUUCGAUCGUACGAAACACUUCACCAAGGUUAGACUAUUGUUAUUCUCAUUGUUGGAAAAAACAUUUAUCAAUGCUCAAAAAUCAAACUCAGUUUUCUUUGCCUUGAUGGAGUUUUCCAUGAAGUACAUUUUUUGCAAAACAGUGUUAAAGCUGCGGAAUUUGGUUAUGCAUCCUAAUAACAAAUUGUUUCAUGAUCAAGAAUUGGAUUUGUCAUUUGAAAAACCAAUUCUCAACAAGUUAAUGAUUCAUUAUGCCAAUUCAAAGUCUCAUUAUUGUCAAAUAAAUCAAAUAUCUCUUAAAUCAAUUCUUGAGACACAUAGUCUUGAAGACAUCACCAAUGACCCAAAACUUGCAAGUAAAGUCUUAUUCAAAAUUUCUUGUAUGGAUGAUGUUUUGUCUUGGUAUUCAAGAGCCAGCUGCUAUGAAAAAUAUAAUGAUUUAGCGGACAUUGCAAAUCAUUCUCGAUACUUGAAGUGCCUGAAUGACUUAUUCCGGAUUAUAGAAAAAUUCGCCCCUCAUACUUCGAAAUUCCCCAAUGAAUUGUAUUAUGGCUUCCGAAGCUGUGUGACCAUCACUUCUAUAACUGAAUCAAUGAAGCUGCUAUAUAUUCCAAGUUAUAAUACUAGUGCGUUUUUAGAAUUUUACGAUGACUUGGUUCAAUUUGGGGCAUUUAUUAGAAACCAGGGAGAUUUGAUGAAGGAAGAAAUUAAAGCUGAAGUGGCAGAUAACAGAGCAGAUUAUUACUUGUUGAUAGACUUGAUGAGUACUAUUAUUAAUGACAUUUUACCCAUUCUCGAAUCUAGCUCAUCGUACGUGCUUCCAGCUAAAUAUUAUUUUAUCUUUGGUAAAAAGUGGUUUCAACUCUUGCCUGAACAAACUAAUCUAAUCGAUUCAAACCGUCUGAUGACAUCUUACAGAAAGCUCUUUUUAUUAUACUUUUACACUGCUUCCCAAUUCAUCACCCAUAUUUUUGGCACAGGAAGAUAUUUUUUCAUCAUGAAGAGCUUGGAGAUUGAUUUCCUUGCAACAAACUGGUUUUCUUCUGAAGAUUUUUCCGAGUUCACUAAUCCUUCCAUUAGUAUUGAUGAGCAGCACAAACGUUUCGGAGGAACGACAAUUCAGAACAGUAAAUUCAUACAUGAUGUGUUGCAGCGCCAUGCAGUGUACUGUCUCCGUGUUGUCUCAUUCUUCCGUAUAAGACGGAUGUGUUGUUUGAGGUAUUUGAAUCUUGAUCCAGCAGCAACAUUAGAAUUGAACCAAUUAGGUGAAGCAUCAUUAAAUAAAGAAAUGGUUAAUCGAGGAAUUGAAGAGGUGCCAGUGUUACGUUUUAAGAGCACCAUAUUGAAACCAGAACACUUUAUCCAUGAGCCGAUGUUGAGUAACAAGGAGAAAAAACAAGAAAAUAUUGAUAUUAAGAGCUCUGAUUCGAAAAUGAAGUUAGGUCAACCCGUUUUGAGAUUUUUUAAACCAGAUGAUGAAAAGAAUAAUCUCUAUGUCCAAGACUUUCCUAAACUUGAUUCCUGGUACUCCGAGUUCGGUUUCAAUGACAUAGUUGAUAAAUCCAUUCAGGAAUCUUUCGAGAUCUCUGGAGGAAAACCAGCACAGCUAUCAACUGAAUCACAAAUGAAGUUCAAAAACUCAAUAAUUUCAAAGUUUAAUCUUUUUGAAUUUCUUAAACCUUCAAUUAAACCCAACAGAAUAGCACCAAUUUCAUUUUUUGAUGACAAAACCGGAUUGAUGAAAUUCGAUUUCAAUCCAUUUAGGGACUUGGAAAUGGACAGUACUUUGGUCCACAACAUUCAACCAAUAUAUGAUGGAAUGAUUUCGUUGUAUUUAGAUCAAAGAAUUAGGUUGAUCGAAAAGAAUCGUGGCAAUGAAAAUGAAAGCACAAGUGAUCCAUCAAUCUUUAACAAUUUUUAUAAUCACCAAACUCAGACACUUACCCAUGCUGAGCACUACCAGAGACCAAACUUGCAUGAUCUUAAAAGACAUUCUACUAGCUCGUUGCCUUGUUACUUCAGGACAUUCAACAUUGGUGAAGUAGAAUUGGAGGAUAUUAAUAAUAACUCUUCUUUUCAGAUACGAAAAAGCUCCAGUGCAAAUAGAGCAAACAGUUUGGAUAAUGAAAAAGCAUUUGGUGAUACUGGCCACAAACUAGCCCUCAACCCUGAAUAUCAGUUUACCCAAAAUGGCCAAAUAGCGACAGGAACCAACUGGAAAGAAACCUCAAUGAAUAAUCAUUUGAUUGCUGCUACCUCUGGAGCGUUAUAUGAUGAUGCUUUUGUUUCUAAUUCUAGUUUCGCUAAGGCAGCGAACCUUGGAUCAAAUGUGAACACUGCUUACUUUGAUCCUACCACAAGAUCUUACCCUUCUCAACGAUAUGCACAAAAUAACCCGCAUAACUUUUCUAACGUGUCAAGUGAUGUUAAUUCUGGAUCCAAUGGCCAUGGAAAUAAUAUUUCUAGUUUGAAUAAUCCCGCAUGCUCUAGCAGCUUUGGAGUUGAUGAUUUUCAAGAUAUGCGCUGUCAACUGCAAUAUCCUACUUACCAAAGCUCGGGAGCUAACCAGAACUUGAAUCAGAAUUUGAAUAAUCAGGGUCAAUUUGGAUACGAUGGGACCAGCACCAAUACCACAAAUAAUGGAAGCACUAAUGGUGUCUCCAACCCUGAUUCUAAUAAUGUUGAGUAUUGGCUUUGA
Molecule: messenger RNA, 3726 nt
Organism: Saccharomycopsis crataegensis
Lineage: Eukaryota; Fungi; Ascomycota; Saccharomycetes; Ascoideales; Saccharomycopsidaceae
Product: Zn(II)2Cys6 transcription factor domain-containing protein
Exons: 3
Coding region: 1-3726 (1241 amino acids)
Biological process (GO): regulation of transcription by RNA polymerase II
Molecular function (GO): zinc ion binding; DNA-binding transcription factor activity, RNA polymerase II-specific
Source: RefSeq, a predicted model, not a curated record